AGUACAAAAUGAUCAUUAUAUUUGCGCAAGUUAUUCUGAAAUCUGUGGCAACUCUCGGCUUUUAGCCGCUCGAGGAUUCAAUAACAACAGCAAGAUUUAGCUCUUUGGAGAUAUAUCUUUACCAAAAGGUUCUGGACACUGGUUCUACCAUUGCCAUUCGUACGGAAUUAAAUUGUGGAGAAAAUAUGCGGGUUCGGAUUUUUGGCAGCGAAUGCUUUGGAAAGUGAAGUACAAAAUGUUUACUAUAUUUGCGCUAGUUAUUCUGAAAUCUGUGGCAACUCUCGGCUUUCAGCCGCUCGAGGAUUCAAUAACAACAGCAAGAUUUAGUUCUUCGGAGAUAUAUCUUUACCAAAAGGUUCUGGAUACUGGUUCUACCAUUGCCUUUCGUACGAGAUUAAAUUGUGGGGAAAAUAUGCAGGUUCGGAUUUUGGGCAGCGAAUGCUUUGGAAACUUUAAACUCCCCUUUGAAACAUUGUACGAAAACGAAUGGUUUCAAAAAUCCUUCGAAAACUACAAUGCCUGUCAAGUUUUCAACGUGACGUGGCACCCUGACGACGUCAUGAAGUGUCGUGGCGUCACUGCAGACGACGUCAUCACAAAACUACAAUUUGAAAGCAAAGAAGAAAAACGUAAGAGCAUUGAUGCCUUUACAACUCCGUUUACAGGGAGGUAUUAUAUCAUUAUGGCGGUACACACUGUGGGAGAAAAGGAAUUCAAAGUUAAUCUUACAAUGCGAGGAUACAACGGGUAUCUUAACAACUACGAAGUUAAGGCUUGCCAAUUUAGGAUAUUGAGUGCAUCAGUAUUUGCUCUGACAUUGUGUUUACUAGCGAGGUCGCAAAGGGACAUUAGUGGAGUUUUCGGGUUUCUUAUCUGUUUGAUUACCUUGGAAAUAGUUUGUCACCUAAUUUGGGGUCUGGUUUACGUACAUCAUGACAUAUAUGGUUAUUCUGAUGUCAUAAUGACUGGCACUGCUGCAGCGAUGGAUGUGUUAAACAGCGCUACCUUUCGGGUGUUUAUAUUAUCUCUAUGUAUGGGGUUGGGUGCGAAGAAAUUAAAAAAAGAAGUGACCUGGUGUAUUCCAGUCAUGUUUGGAGUUACCUACGUCAUAUCUAAUAUAUGUUACGUCAUCAGUAAGAGACACUAUUAUGACGUCAUGUUUCAACGCUCGGCAGCAGUUUUCGGGUUAGUAAUGGAUGUAAUGAUAGCUUACACUGCGCUAUCUACAUUUGUUAACAGGAUGCAAGCGAUAAAGGACAAACCGAAAUGUGUGUAUCACAGAUUGCUUGAUAUAUUUAAAUACACAGGGGCUUUCAGCGUUUUUAAUAUUAUGCUAAUGGUGAUUGUAGUCACCAACUAUUGUGAUCUAGCAUGGUACUUAUCGCUGGUUAUUGAUGUAAAUUGGAUUGUCAUAAGAUGGCUAUUUAUUGUAUCGGUGGCGCUUGUUUAUCGCUAA
Ciona intestinalis (vase tunicate) is the source of this 1456-nucleotide messenger RNA. The record is from RefSeq and is a predicted model, not a curated record. NCBI's taxonomy places the organism in Eukaryota, Metazoa, Chordata, Ascidiacea, Phlebobranchia, Cionidae.